AUGACAAUCGGGAACCAGCCUCUCGGCAGCUCCUCGAACAGCACCCCCCAGAACCGCCCGCGCGUCGCUCAACCUCCUCUGCACCGCGCCACCCAGCCCAGGCAGUCGGCGAGCGGUGCCGUCACCCACCGCCGCCCCGAGCCGCCGGCGGGUACUGCCGAGCCCAUGCCCCUCCGCGACAUGGUCGCCCAGGCGCGCACGCGUGCCACCCCGCAGCUCAACGGCCCGGCCAGGUUCGCCCCCAAGCCCGCUGGCAGCAGCUCGCAGCCCACGCGGCGUGUCACUGCCAGUGCCGCCGCCAGAGUCGCCACCAGCAGCCUCCACACGCCGGCCAGCGUCCACCCCACUGACGCCGGCACCCACCCCAAGCCCCCCAAGACCCACCACACGCCACUCGCCGUCUUCAAGUUCAAGGGCUCGUCCGUGACCUUUGUCGCGUCCAAGACCCAGCCUGGCACCCCCGUCGCCAGUGGCUCCGGUGCGCACACGGGCGAGUCUCCCACUCGCGCCGGUGCGAGGGCCCAACGUGCCGCCGGGUCGUCCAACUCCAGCGUGCCUGCCCCGCACAACACUCCCGCGCACGACGACAGCGAGGCCGAGAGCGGCGUCGACGACAACGAGCAUACCGUCGCGAAAGGCAAGCGCAAGACCACGCCGGGAUACCUCAACAUGGCCAACCGCAUCAACAACGGCCGCCCGAGGAACGUCGCCGAGCUCUUCGCGGAGUACUCGAAGCCCGAGAGCAGCCGCGAGCUCGAGGACUGGGUCGCGAACUACCCGUUUGGCCCGUUCGACUGCGAGAAGGCGCUUGCGCUCGUCUUCCCCCACCCGUACCUCCAGGCCAUAGUGGAGGACAAGUUCCCCGUGACGCCCAUCCACCGCGGGUGGGGCCCGCACCUGCCUCGCCUGCGCGAGGUCGGCCUCCUCCUCCUCAAGAGCAGCAGCGAGUCCACGCUCGUCGCGUCGGCUCGCCGGCUCCGCACCGCCGUGACUCACCUGGCGGACCGGCCCGUCGCCUGCAAGGUUGCUUGCGCGCCAUGCGUGCGCCACAAGAUCCCGUGCAACGAGGUCGUCGGCCGUGUCGCGUGCUUCGACUGCGCGACGCGUGGCGGCAAUAGGUCGGCUUCGUGCGGGAACCACAAGGCGGGCAAGACCGCGGCCACUGCCAUCCACGUCGGCGACGAAGACGACAUUGAGGGGGGUGAUGCCCGUGAGGCUGAUGCCGCGUCUGGUACGCUCGAGGCUGCCGAGGUCGCUGCGCCCAUGGUCACCGCGCCGGUGGUCGCCAAACCCAAAGUCGCGGCGCCGAAGGCCACUGCCGCGAAGGUCGCCACGCCCAAGGUUCCUGCUCCCAUUGUCGCGCGCCCGCCGGCCAUAGCACCGACUGUCGCCACUGCCCCGACUGUCGCCACGCCGGUUAUCGUCGCCCCGGCAGUUGCCACGCCAAUCGACAAGGACGACGACGACACCAUCAACAUGCUCACCACGGCCCGCUGGCACAUUGUCACCGAGGAGAAGGACGAGAGUCGCAAGGAACUCGCCGACUUCGUGUUCCGAUGGAUCCUCGAGAAUAAGGGCGCGCAGGUCACAGUCGAGGAGCUCGACGGCAUGAUCGAGGACCAGAGUCGCCCCCGCCGUCGCCCCGGCCGCCCUCCCCAGCCCAGGUUCUCGGCUGUCACCGACCUCCAGAGGGGCGUGCAGAAGAGGUCGGACGCGUACUACCAGAAGCAGAAGGACGAGGUUGCCGCGUGCCGCAAGACGCGCUCGCAGACGGCGCUGGCCCUCGGCACCGUGCCCAAGAUCGAGGACGUCGAGGCCGACAGCGACGACGACCGUCCUGGGCCCAGCACCCGCUCGGCGAAGAAGAAGGCCCGUCUCAGCUGA
Molecule: messenger RNA, 1884 nt
Organism: Vanrija pseudolonga
Lineage: Eukaryota; Fungi; Basidiomycota; Tremellomycetes; Trichosporonales; Trichosporonaceae
Exons: 2
Coding region: 1-1884 (627 amino acids)
Source: RefSeq, a predicted model, not a curated record